Dioscorea cayenensis subsp. rotundata (Guinea yam) is the source of this 2563-nucleotide messenger RNA. RefSeq lists its product as uncharacterized. The transcript has 9 exons. The coding region runs from base 415 to 1290 and encodes 291 amino acids. NCBI's taxonomy places the organism in Eukaryota, Viridiplantae, Streptophyta, Magnoliopsida, Dioscoreales, Dioscoreaceae. The record is from RefSeq and is a predicted model, not a curated record.
GUUUUUAUUUAUAAGAUUUGCUUGUCUUCAUGGAAUUCAAUGCCUUGUAAAAUAGAUUGAUAUAUGAUCUUUCAUUUCAUGAUUCAAAAUUUCACAAAGUUGUUCUUAUAGGUACAAGUUCUUAGGUGUGCCAAUUGACAUAAUUCAUAUUUCGAUUUGUGGACAAAAAAUCCAUGGAACAUAAUGACUUUUUCACAUAUAGAACUAAAAAAAAAAGUCUUCACAUCUUUUUCAGGACAGUGAAUGCUUCUGUGGAUGCUCUCUUGGAGGAGUUUCAUUUGAGUUUGAAGUUGAAAAAGGAAAAUUCUUCGAGAAAUCUAGUUGAGUUUUGCUGCUCGAAAGACGGUUGGAAAUUUGUGUUGUAAUCUAGAAGAAAAAAUCAUCGAUGGAUCCUUUGCCAGGUUCACCUUUGACAUGAUGCUUGCAUGGGAGAGCCCCCGUUCGAUCGCCGAACAAUGCCAUUCGGAAGGCCUCGCAAAGGAAAAGGAAGAUAGGGAAGACCGAAUCGACAAUGAUAUACCGCUUUUUUAUUCGGACUUGUUGCCUCUACUUGUCGACGAUGAGGGAAAUGUCGGCGAAGAAGCAUUCGUUUGGAUUGUGUCCUUGUUCCCUUUAGCAGCAGAUGUGGUUAAUGUGCGAUUCACAUUCGAGGCUCUCACCGCACCUACGGCCGGUCGGCUUCAUUUUCCGGCUUAUGAUAGGUUUCUCAAAGAAAUGGACAAGUGUAUCAAAUAUCUGCAGAAACAGCAAAUACCAACUGGUGUAGAACUGGCCGAAGACGAAUUUAUACUUCAUGUGGAAGGGACUGCUAAAACACAAAGAGUAGUACGACACAUUGGCACGACAAGUUGGCCAGGUAGGCUGACUUUAACAAAUAAGGCACUGUAUUUUGAGGCUUCGGGAGCUUUAUCGUAUGAAAAUGCUUUGAAGAUUGAUCUUUCGAGAACAGAAGCCGGUCAUCGAUUGAGUGCAACAUCAACCGGGCCUUGGGGUGUUCCGCUGUUCGACAAAGCUAUCACAUAUGAAUCUGAACAACAAUCAGAGCCGAUAAUUUUAGAAUUUCCAGAGAUGACAAGUUCGACAAGACGCGAUCAUUGGCUCGCAUUAGUAAAGGAAAUAGUUUUGCUACAUCACUUCAUCUCAAAAUUCAAUGUGGAAUCUCCAUCGAAAUCAUGGGAACUGCAUGCAAGGACAAUCUUCGGAAUAUUGAGACUUCAUGCAGCAAGAGAAAUGCUUCGGAUAUCACCUCCGAUUCCGACGAAAUUUCCUGAUAUUCUCAUUGUUCGAUGAACUACCGAAAGGCAACCAUGUGUUGGAAGACUUAUUUAGCAGCUUGAAAACAACAAACGGGAUUUGUACUUCUAACACAGCCUCUGUUUUGAAAGGUUUAAGUAUGCCUUGUCUAAUCGAUUCAAUGAUCGAGAUAAAGGAGGUUCUUGAGAAGCAGUCGACUGAGAAAGCCGAUUCGUUAGCAUCCCUUGAGCUAUCCAUUAAUCAAGUAAGAGAGGAAGCAAAGGAAGUUCGCAUCGCCCAAGCGACAAUUGAAGAGUUAAAAGAUGAAGGCAUUAGUGACAGUUAUCUUAUCUUGAUGGAAUUAUUGAAUCCACUAAAGAUGGCGCUGCCCCGGUUAGAAGGAAUCCUUGCAUGGGAUAGACCAGUGGUAACCACCGGUGCGCUUGCCAUGUCUCUACUUGUCACAUAUAAGGAAUGGUUUGGUUAUGCAAUAGCAUCAUUUUUUUGAUGUCAGUGGUUGGCUUGAUGAUUUGGGCUAGAAAUAAGAAUCUUCGAGACAAAUGCAUAAAAAUUCCAGUGCCUACAUCCUCAGAGCAAAUGACGAUGGAGAACUUGGCUUCAGCUAAGCAUGCAUUGGAUAAAUUUCGAGAAGUUCUUCAAACCACAAACAUCACCACACUGAAAGUUCAGUCAAUACUAGUAUCAAGGGCUCCGAAGCAUGCAAACAUGGUGAUGUGGGUGGCAUCUGGAGUUGCCAUUGUGCUGAUGAUAGUUCCAUUGAAGUUCAUUCUAAUGGGUUUGAUCAUGUACUUGUUUUGUGUUACCAAAACGACAAGUAGAAUCAGGAAGUCUAUUUCUAGAGAUCAGGGAGAUAGGCGUCUCAAAGAGUGGUGGGAUUCAAUCCCAGUUGCACCUGUUCAUAUCAUCCGAAACACCCAGUAAAAUGUGUUCAACUUUAUUAUAAUAACAAUUAUUUUUAAGAUAUAUUAACUCAUAACUGGAAGUUUUUGAUGAUGAAACCUCAUUCAAGUAGAGUUUAGACAACUAGCAUCUAUCUAAUACUUGGUGGUUAGCUAUGGUUACAAGUCUGAUACUAAAUCACUUAACCGUCCUAACAGGGCUAAAAACCUAACCCUAGGUUGUAUUUUGAAUUCUAUUCUCUGUAAUUUUGGUUUAACUCUGCCUCACAAAUAAUGCUAAAUCUCAUUCAAGAAGUAGAGUUUAGACAAAUAGUAUCUAUAUAAUACUUGGUGGUUAGUUAUGGUUACGAGUCUGACACUAAAUCACUUAAUCGUCCUAAGAGAGGAGGGGAAAAACACUAACCCUAUGU